AGCGGCCCCUUCUGGGCAUGCGCCGGCCGCCCGCGCAGGCGCAGCGGGGCGGAGGGCAGGUGACGGGGCAGCGCCCGGGACCCGGCGCCAUGGUGUACAUCUCCAACGGGCAAAUUUUGGAGAACCAGAGCCGGGCUCCCUGGCGUUUGUCGUCUAUAAGAGAUCUCUUCUGGUCGAUAGCAGAUUUUGUGGUUCUGUUUUUCCAGAGCAUUAUUCAACCAGAUUUGAGAAGAGGCAGCUACACGUCUUCCUCCUAUCCAGGAUACAAUGAUGGAAGAGGGCCUCCAGCACAUCCUCGCCGUAGGAUGGGCCGAAUAAAUUUCUGGGGUGGAGGCCCCAGUCCACCACCAAUGGCUGGAGGUGGAUGAGGAAGGUAA
Messenger RNA from Phalacrocorax carbo (great cormorant), 377 nucleotides. NCBI's taxonomy places the organism in Eukaryota, Metazoa, Chordata, Aves, Suliformes, Phalacrocoracidae. The record is from RefSeq and is a predicted model, not a curated record.